GGAAGCCCACAUCUUCCUGAGUCCUCAGGCCGGGGUAGUGCUAAAGGCGAUGUUCAGCCUCAUUUCCAUGGAGCAAUUGAUGCUGACAGGCAGCCUAGAGGACAGUGUGUUCCCCAAAGCCUGCUAGGCCUCAGUGGAGAAGCCCAAGAGGCCUGUGGAAGACUGAACCUCUCACCCGAGAAAGUGAAGGAAGAGAUUCUGGAAGAGGACUAUGUCGCCUUGGACAUUUGGCGCCAACGCUUCAGGCGGCUUUGCUAUGAAGAAGCGGAGGGGCCCCGGCACACUUUCCGCCAUCUCCAAAAACUUUGCCAUCAAUGGCUGAAGCCAGAGAGGCACAGCAAGGAGCAGGUCCUGCAGCUGGUGAUCCUAGAGCAGUUCUUGGCUGUCUUGCCACAGGAAAUGCAAUGUUGGGUGAGGGACCGUGAGCCUCAGAGCUGCACCCAGGCGGUUAGCCUGGCUGAGGAUUACUUGAGGAAGCCCCAAGAGAUGGAAACACAGGAACAGCAGGCACUAGUUCCCCUUGAGGUGGUGGUGGUGAAUUCCUUCAAGACAGCCCCUGUAAAGAUGGAACCCUCCAUGGAGACCAUGCAGGACAGCGAUGAGGAAGCCGGUGUGCUAGAACACGAGUUUAAACAGCCUGAGGCGGGAAAGAGAGAAUACAAAUGUUCUCAAUGUGGGAAAGUCUUCUUGUGGAGAUCCCACCUUACCAGGCACGAGAGGACACAUAUGGGAGAAAAACUGUAUAACUGCAUGAUCUGCGAGAGGAGCUUUAGCCAAGCCUCGCACCUCGCCAUCCACGAGAGAACCCACACAGGGGAGAAACCAUACAAAUGUACCGUAUGUGGAAAAAUCUUCAACCAGAGCUCAGUUCUUCUGAGGCACAUGAUGAAUCACACGGGGGAGAGAGGGCACAAAUGCUCCCAGUGUGGGAAAAGCUUCCGGUGGAAGUCGCAUCUUAUCAGACACAUGCCCACCCACACCGGAGAGAAACUCUAUAAAUGUUCAUGGUGUGACAAGACCUUCAAGCAACUGUCCCACCUCCCUAAACAUGAGAGAAUCCACACUGGGGAGAAACCGUUUUCAUGCGCAACCUGUGGGAAAAGGUUCAUUGCUCGAUCUGACCUCAUUGUACAUGAGAGAAUCCACUCAGGAAAGAAGCCGUAUGCAUGUUCCUGCUGUGGGAGAUGCUUCAGUAAUACGUCAGCCCUUUCUAAGCAUAAGAGAACCCACACGGGGGAGAAGCCGUAUAAAUGCUCUCACUGCGCGAAGUCCUUUAGUGACGCAUCGACCCUUAUUAGACAUAGGAGAAUCCACACAGGAGAGAAGCCGUACAAAUGCCCAGUCUGUGGGAAAAGCUUUAGCGACAGCUCAGAGCUCACUAAACACAAGAGGAACCAUGCAGAGGAGAGGUCGUACAAGUGCUCGAUCUGUGGGAAAGGUUUCGGAGAGAGCUAUCACCUCAUUAGGCAUGAAAGAAACCACACAGGAGAUAAACCAUAUUCCUGCUUGGCUUGUGGGAAAAGCUUCAUCGACAAAUCAAGCUGCAGUAAACACGAGAGGACCCACACAGGGUGA
This is a messenger RNA of Elgaria multicarinata webbii, 1575 nucleotides long. Its product is annotated as zinc finger protein OZF-like. NCBI's taxonomy places the organism in Eukaryota, Metazoa, Chordata, Lepidosauria, Squamata, Anguidae. The record is from RefSeq and is a predicted model, not a curated record. The transcript is spliced from 3 exons. The annotation marks the transcript as partial.